AUGUCUGAGGGGUAAAAGAAAUCAAAGAUCACUGCAUCUCACAGACUAGCGCUCAAGACCAAGAUGCUGAAAAUGGCAGCUGUGAUGCUGGAGAAGGAGAAGGAGGAUAAGAAGCUGGAGAGAAAAGCUACUUUGAGUGAGAGAGUCCCUCCACUUCAGCUUUCUGGUUUGUCCAUUCAGGACCUUCAGGCUCUGUGCAAAGAACUGCACCACAAGAUCGAUGUGGUAGAUGAAGACCGUUACGACAUUAAUGUCAAAGUGGAAAAAAAUAACAAGGAGAUUGAAAAUCUUUCUCUGAAGAUCUUUGAGCUGAAGGGUAAAAUGAAACGACCCGCUCUCAAGAGGGUGAAGAUCUCAGCUGACGCCAUGCUGGGAGCUCUCCUGGGCUGUAAGGUCAAAGAGUCUGUGGACUUCAAGGCCAACCUCAAGACCGUGAAGAAGGAGGAGGAGAAGAAGGAGGAGGUGACUGACUGGCGUAAGAACGUGGAGGCCAUGUCUGGUAUGGAGGGCAGGAAGAAGCUGUUUAAUGCUGGACAGUAG
This is a messenger RNA of Micropterus dolomieu (smallmouth bass), 540 nucleotides long. RefSeq names its product troponin I, slow skeletal muscle-like. Lineage: Eukaryota; Metazoa; Chordata; Actinopteri; Centrarchiformes; Centrarchidae. The record is from RefSeq and is a predicted model, not a curated record. The transcript has 6 exons. Gene Ontology annotation, cellular component: troponin complex. Gene Ontology annotation, biological process: muscle contraction.